Molecule: messenger RNA, 960 nt
Organism: Hippopotamus amphibius kiboko
Lineage: Eukaryota; Metazoa; Chordata; Mammalia; Artiodactyla; Hippopotamidae
Product: olfactory receptor 1L8-like
Exons: 1
Coding region: 13-960 (315 amino acids)
Biological process (GO): G protein-coupled receptor signaling pathway
Cellular component (GO): membrane
Molecular function (GO): olfactory receptor activity; G protein-coupled receptor activity
Source: RefSeq, a predicted model, not a curated record
AGACCCAAGUCAAUGGAAAGACUCAACCAAACCAGCAGUGUCUCUGAGUUCAUCCUCCUGGGACUCUCCUCCCGGCCUGAGGACCAGAAGCCACUCUUUAUCCUCUUCCUCACCAUAUACCUGGUCACCAUAACAGGGAACCUGCUCAUCAUCCUGGCCAUCUGCUCUGACUCCCAGCUCCAGACCCCCAUGUAUUUCUUCUUGAGCUUCCUGUCUUUCACUGACAUUUGCUUCACAACAACCAUUGUCCCCAAGAUGCUAGUCAACUUCCUAUCAAAGAAGAAGACCAUCUCUUAUGCUGGGUGUCUGACCCAAAUGUAUUUUAUAUAUGUCUUUGGCUACACUGACAGUUGCCUUCUAGCAGUCAUGGCCUUUGACCGCUAUGUGGCCAUCUGUGACCCUUUCCACUAUGUCACCACCAUAAGCCACCAGUGCUGUGUCCUGCUGGUGGCCUUCUCCUGCUCAUUGCCUCACUUCCACUCACUGCUACACACACUUCUGCUGAAUCAGCUGACCUUCUGUGACGCUAAUGUUAUCCAUCACUUUCUCUGUGAUAUCAGCCCUCUGAUAAAAUUGUCCUGCUCCUCCACAUUUCUCAAUGAAAUUAUUAUAAUGACAGAAGGAACUGUUUUUUUGGUGACCCCCUUUCUAUUCAUUGCUUUCUCUUAUAUACGCAUCCUCAUUGCGGUUCUCAAAAUUCCCUCAGCUGCUGGGAAACACAAAGCCUUCUCCACUUGUGGUUCUCACCUCACUGUGGUAGCACUCUUUUAUGGAAGCAUCUUCUAUGUCUAUUUACAGCCUGUGUCCACCUACACUGUCAGGGACCACAUGGCAACCAUUGUCUACACAGUUCUGUCCUCCAUGCUCAAUCCUUUUAUCUACAGUCUGAGAAAUAAAGACCUGAAACAGGGCCUGAGGAAGCUGGUGGGCAGGAGGAAACCCCAGGCAGCACCCUCUUGA